UUGGAUUUGCAUUUGCAGCGCCUUUUACAAAUUUCUUCGUGGGAAUAUUGCUGGAAAAGUGCCUGGCGGAUUUGAAUAGUUUAUGUAACUGCAUCGUCCACGGCACAUCAAUUUAGCCUGUGAAUCGUGUCCCGGGUGUGUCAAGAAGUGCGUUCGUCCGUUGUUUAAGCGAGCGGAAGGAAUCGCUGGGAGAAUGUCGUUGAUCAGGACUCCCUUCUCGGAUCUCAGCGGGAACAUGUUCACGUUCCAGAGUGACCGCCAGAACCCCCUGUGCCGCGCCAUCGAGAUCCAGCUGUACAAGUGCCUGGAAGCGGCGGGCGUGCCCAACUGGCGCAAGACCUGCAAGGACGAGUACGAGGACUACGUGGAGUGCGUCACGCGCCGCAAAACGAAGGAGCGGCUGGUGUGCAUGCACAACGAGCGCGCCCGCCAGUUCCUGGCCGGCAAGAUCCCGGACGAGUACCUGCCGUUGCCGCCGCGCUUCGCCUGGCGCCCGCCCGUCGGCUAGCGGCUGCCACCGAACGGACCAGUGGGUCAUUCUGGAUGUGUAUAUUUUGCGUAUUUUGCGGGAUUGUCAUUUUCCUUAGUGUUUUGAGAAAAUUAGCAAUUUACUGAAUUUAGCAGUCGCUGUGGAAAUUGUGUGUCAAAUGUUCUGCCAGAUUUUUGAGUGACUUAAUAUCUCCUGUCGCCACCGGAAGUCGGUAGUAUGCACUGCAGUCGCGUGUGUCGUUUAGUAAAAGGAAGAAGCGGUAAAUGUGUAAAUUUGUACUGACUAAUUGUGCAAUAAUUAUUGUGGCGCUUACUGUACGAGUACCUGAAUUAAAAG
Messenger RNA from Paramacrobiotus metropolitanus, 826 nucleotides. Its product is annotated as NADH dehydrogenase [ubiquinone] iron-sulfur protein 5-like. The record is from RefSeq and is a predicted model, not a curated record. NCBI's taxonomy places the organism in Eukaryota, Metazoa, Tardigrada, Eutardigrada, Parachela, Macrobiotidae. The coding region runs from base 194 to 508 and encodes 104 amino acids. The transcript is spliced from 3 exons.